Phyllostomus discolor (pale spear-nosed bat) is the source of this 927-nucleotide messenger RNA. RefSeq names its product lipocalin 6 (gene LCN6). The record is from RefSeq and is a predicted model, not a curated record. The transcript is spliced from 5 exons. The coding region runs from base 22 to 927 and encodes 301 amino acids. Gene Ontology annotation, molecular function: small molecule binding. NCBI's taxonomy places the organism in Eukaryota, Metazoa, Chordata, Mammalia, Chiroptera, Phyllostomidae.
CGGGUGCGGACCUCGGGGAACAUGAGGGCUGUGCUGGUGGCCCUCCUGGCUUUGGCCUUGGGGCCCGGGGCCCGGGCUGCUCUGCUGGGGAGGCUGGACCCUACGCAGGUACCCGUCACCCCUGGGUCCCCACCGCCUCUGGGCCGCCCAGGGCCAGCCCGUCGGGCACAGGCUGCAUGGGUGCCCGGGCUCCCCGCUGGGGAGGGUCCCCCACAUGUGGAGCGGGCGCCCCUCACCGGCUCCCGCCCCGCACAGCUCCUGGGGCCCUGGUACGUCGUCGCCGUGGCCUCUGGGGAGAGGGGCUUCGCGGUGGAGAAGGCCACCAAGAACAUCGAGGGGGUCGUGGUGACGCUCACCCCUAAAAACCACCUGAAGGUGCAGUCGUCCCGGCACAGGCUGGAGCGGUGCCACCUGGACGCCGUGGAGCUGCUGCGGCAGAACUCUGCCUGGGUGUUCCAGAACCCCGCGCUGGGCGUGCUGGAGUACCGGGUGCUGGACACCAACUUCAGGGACUUCGCCAUCGUGUUCACGCAGCUGGAGCAGCGGGACGAGGCCUUCAGCACCGUGGAGCUGUACAGCCGGACGCAGCGGGCCAGCCCAGAGGCCGUGAGCCGCUUCGCCAAGUGGAGCAAGGGCCUGGGCUUCCUGUCGCAGCAGCGGGCCCAGCUGCAGGCCGAUAGUGAGUGUGGCCGGGCCCUCUGCGCGGCCCCGGGGACCCUCAGCGAGUCCGGCAGGCCUGGGGGGGCCUUCAAGGAGUCGCCCCCCCACCUCCUGUGCGCACAAGGUCCUCCGGGUAAGCCCCCUCCCAAGUACCACGCGCUCCCCACCCGCAGGGGGGGCCUGGGGCCCUGGACGCCCAUACACCCCAGCGGGCAGCAGGGCCCGGUGGCCAAGGGCCACAGGGCGGGGCAGACGCCUCUCCAGUGA